AAUUGUCCAAAUCUUGCAAAACCAGUUUAUCCUCCAAGUUGAGUCAUAAAACGAAGUCUUAGUCGUCCCUCAGACCAAAGACCACAAGAAAUAGAAUAUAGUGACUUGUUAUCACCCCCACCCUUUACAGUUAAAUCUUUUUUCCUAUUUUUGUACAAAGAUACAGCCAAGAUAUGAAGAAGAGUUAGCCAUGGAAACAUUCCCCUUUCUUCUCCUCCUCUUCUUCUCCUUAAUUUUUCUUCACAAGGUUAAUGGUCAAGGGGAUACCAUAACUACAACUCAGUUCAUUAAAGAUGGUGAAACUAUUGUUUCCUCUGAUGAAACAUUCGAGAUGGGAUUCUUCAGUCCUCUUGACACUUCCGCAAAUCGCUAUGUUGGAAUAUGGUACAAGAAAAUCUCUCUUAUUACUCCAGUUUGGGUUGCUAAUAGAGUAGCUCCUGUCACCAACAAAUCUGGGGUCUUGAAAGUCAUUCAGUCAGGUCUUGUUGUUCUUGUCAAUGAUACUAAUGCCACUGUUUGGUCAACCAAUUCAUCAACAACUGUGCAAAAUCCUGUUGCUCAGUUGCUGGACACAGGAAAUUUUGUGGUGAGAGAUGCAGAUGAUCCAAAUCCUGAAAAUUUCCUUUGGCAAAGCUUUGAUUAUCCUACUGAUACGUUGAUAGCAAGUAUGAAACUUGGAAAAGACUUGGUGACUGGAUUUGAAAGGUAUCUUACCUCGUGGCGAAGUAAUGAUGAUCCUGCUCCUGGGGAAUAUACUUAUCACUGUGAUCCUACUGGUUAUCCGCAAGACCUUAUGAGAAAAGGGCCUAAUGUUAUUUAUAGAGCAGGGCCAUGGAAUGGUCUUCGGUGGAGUGGUGCACCUAAUAUGGUGAACAAUUCAAUCACCUCUUUUGGCUUGAUCAUGAACAGUAAGGAAAUUUAUUACAAGUAUGAACUUGUGAAUAAAUCUGUUAUUAACACUUUAGUGAUAAAGCCUAAUGGGAAUACUAUGCGUAUGAUUUGGAUUGAAAAGACUCAGGGUUGGGUUAAUUACCAUUCGACAGAUGCAGAUGAUUGUGAUGCGUAUAAACUAUGUGGUGCAUAUGGCACUUGCAACGUUUUGAGUGAUCCUGUGUGUCAAUGUUUAGACAAAUUCGAGCCAAAACAUCCAUAUGAUUGGAAUAGGGCCGAUUGGUCGAGUGGCUGUGUCCGAAAACGGUCAAUAAAUUGCACGGGAGAUGGGUUUCUAAUGUAUUCUGGUAUUAAACUGCCUGAUACACGAAAUUCUUGGUUCAGUGAGACAAUGACACUAGAUGAAUGCAGGGCAGUUUGCUUGAGAAAUUGUUCGUGUAUGGGUUAUACUAAUCUGGACAUACGCAAUGGAGGAAGCGGGUGCUUGUUAUGGAUUGAUGAGCUGGUUGACAUCAGACAGCUAUCACAAUCAGGACAGGAUAUCUACAUUAGAAUGUCUGCUUCAGACAUAGGUUCAGCUGGAUCAAAGGGUAAGAAAGCUGUCAUACUUGCAGUAGCUUUACCACUAUUGGUUGCGUUGAUUCUGCUAGGUUUAGGUGUAGGCCUGAUUCUUUAUAAACGUAAAAGGAGAGAGGAUCCAGUGCUCACAACAAAGAGGAGAUUAGGUGGUCACAGCAACAAGAAUGAUGACAGUAAUCAAAAUCACCAUGAAGAUUUUGAGCUACCACUUUUUGACUUAUUUACAUUAACCAAGGCUACUAACAACUUUUCAUUUGAGAACAAGAUUGGAGAGGGUGGCUUUGGACAAGUUCACAAGGGUGUAUUGGAAGGUGGACAAGAAGUAGCAGUGAAGCGGCUUUCAGAAACUUCAAAGCAAGGACUCCACGAGUUCAAGAAUGAAGUUAACUGCAUUGCAAAACUUCAGCAUCGAAAUCUUGUAAAGCUUCUGGGAUGCUGCAUUCAAGCAGAAGAGAAGAUGUUGGUGUACGAAUACUUGCCAAACAAGAGCCUGGAUUUGUAUAUAUUUGAUGAAGAAAGGAGCGCACUACUUGAUUGGCCUAAACGCUUCAACAUUAUCAAUGGAAUUGCUAGAGGACUGAUGUAUCUUCAUCAAGAUUCUAGGCUUAGAAUCAUCCACAGAGACUUGAAAGCUAGCAAUGUUUUGCUUGAUAUAGAAAUGAUCCCAAAGAUUUCAGAUUUUGGGAUGGCUAGAAGUUUCGGAGGAGACGAGACAGGAGCCAAUACACGCCGUGUUGUUGGAACAUAUGGCUACAUGUCCCCAGAAUAUGCAGUCGAUGGGAUAUUCUCAGUAAAAUCAGAUGUCUUUAGUUUUGGAGUAUUAGUACUAGAGAUUGUGAGUGGAAAGAAGAACAGACGAUUUGUUCAUCCAGACCACCACCUCAACCUUCUUGGACAUACAUGGAUGCUUCAUAAAGAAGGAAGACAAUUGGAACUAGUAGAUCCAAAUCUGGUGGACUCAUGUUAUGUAUCAGAAGUGCUUAGAUCAAUCCAUGUGGGAUUGUUAUGUGUUCAACAGAAUCCAGAGGACAGGCCAAAUAUGUCUACUGUGAUUAUGAUGCUGAGCAAUGAAGGCAUUUUGCCACCACCUAAACAUCCUGGCUUUUUCACUGAAAGGAAUGUUAAAGAUGCUGAAUUUUCUUGGAGUACACAAACACCUAGUUCUAUAAAUGAAGUUACCAUCACAUUGUUGAAUGCUCGAUAAAAGACACAUGUCCAUAGUGGGUUACAUAUUCCAUCAUUUUUCAGAAUUGUAUUAAAAUCUUCUCCUUUUUUUCUUUAAUACUAAUUAGAAAAUUUUGUAUUCUUUUAUGAUAUACAAGUCUACAUUUUACGUUA
Molecule: messenger RNA, 2808 nt
Organism: Nicotiana tabacum (common tobacco)
Lineage: Eukaryota; Viridiplantae; Streptophyta; Magnoliopsida; Solanales; Solanaceae
Product: G-type lectin S-receptor-like serine/threonine-protein kinase At4g27290
Biological process (GO): recognition of pollen; protein phosphorylation
Molecular function (GO): protein serine/threonine kinase activity; ATP binding
Source: RefSeq, a predicted model, not a curated record